AUAAUCAACGAGUAAAAAAAUCGAAAAUAUAUCUGAAUAACUAGAAGUAUCAUUGCUUGAUAAGGUAUAUUCAUACAUGAUUGUAGUAUUUUUAUCAAAAAGCAAGUUAUUUAGUCACUUCUCCUGCACUGUAACCUUUGAUUCGACUGGCUUCGCGGCCGGAAGGCGGGGCUUUCUGAGCCAAUUAAGGCCGCUUGCGCCCACGCCGCGUCUGCGCCUUUCUCGCACGCGUGCUUCUGAUCAUUAUCUAGCCUUAAUUAGGUCACGAAGCCCCACCUUCCAGCCGCCAAGCCACUUGAAUCAAAGGGACCUAUCUUUCGCCUCCGCCUGUUUCGAGAAUGAAAUGGGAUACUGUGGUUUUAUCGAUACGUGUGGACCAAGAUGUGCAGGAAGCAAGGAAAAUGAUGAAGUUUCUGCAAGAAUGUGGAAUGUUCGAGACCGAUCACAUGCUUGUCGUUUCGGAUCCUUGCGAUGAUGUAGGCUCUGCUGGAAGCGCUCUGAAUGCAUUACUGAACACUGCUGAGCACCUUUGCGCCAGUCGUGGUCUCUCCGUUCUAAAUGAAUCUUUGCUGGAAUCUUCCAAAAUUCUAAUUCUAUUAUUGGGUGCUUCCAGCAAGUUUCUUCCAUUAGGUGCUGCUUUUCUAGUUCCACCUGAUAACGGUGUGCUAGAAACUCCAUGGAUCGCAAUGGACUGUCCUAUAGCGAACGCUAUCAGAAACAUCAACAUGUUAGCUGAGAACGUCGACAAAGGAGUCUGGAUUUGUGGCACCGAUGCGCUUUGGGAAAUCGUAGAUGCUGUGCAAAUAUCCUGUAAUGAUGCGGAAAUAGCCGCGUUUUGCUUUGAAGGAAAUCCAGAUGACUGUCAUACUCACGGAGUAUUUGACCUAGGCGAUGAGAAUAUAGUGAAGUCCAUAGACUACAAAUGCGAUGCACCCAAAGCAGUGCCCAAAAUAGUUUUGGGUCUAAUUUAUCUUCCUCCUUCAAUAUCAACUCGAUUUCUUUCACUUUAUUCUGUUUAUCCAAUUUCUCGCUCGACAUAUUAUGGUGUAGACAGCGGAGCUAUAGGACUGAAGCUCUCAUUGUUCUUCGAUCUGAUUCUUGCCACUUGCUUAUCUGAGGAAGACUUCAUUUCUACCCAUGUAUUCGAAAAAUCUGAGAAAAAUAUUGAGCUACUAAAGCAUUCGAGAAAGGAAAUAUGGAAGCGAUUUCAUCAUCUGAGAAGUCGAGCAUACUGCCUACCAAUUAAAGGGUACGAAUAUCUUGGAUCUCCUGGAGGGAAACAUCCAACAAUGACGUCUGAGGCAGUUAUACAUCACCUUCGGGAUGUGAUGUCAGAGCGUAUCAGGGAGCUAGCACUAAGCCAAAAGCAGUAUUACACCACGGCUGUGCUAAAAACGGCGAUAGCUUGCAACUCCUACUGCAAAGACAGCUUCAACAUCUUCAAGCACCUGGAGAAGGUCUGUGUAGAAAGUGUUCCCAACUGUGCACGAGCUCUCAUGCUGACAGCCGAAUUUUUGGCACUUAGCGCUCAUGGAAAAGGUGGUUUGCGAAGUGGCCCAGCAGCCAAUCCAACAUUUUCUCUCAUCUUUGAAGCCAUCAAAAAGAACCCAGAGGAUACGCAAAAUAUCAUUGAACUCUAUCAAAUCAUUGAAGAAAAAUGGAUGCGGAGCGAAAACGAUAUGAUACGAGCUGCUCGUCAUUUGGAAGGUGCCGCACAGAUCUAUACGCAGAUAGAAGUAAAGAGAAUAUGCGAGAAAUAUAUUCCAUCACCGGAAACACGACCUACACCUUCUGCUCCCAAAAGUUUCACAGUGGAAGCAGCUGCAAGGAUCGACCUCUUUGGUGGAUGGCUCGAUACACCUCCAAUAACUCUACACGCCAGACCUUCAGCUGUGGUGAAUAUGGCUAUCACUGUCGACGGAAGGCAAGUUCAUGAUUGCUUGCACUUUCAUCAGAUCAACUAUGACCUCACAAAUCUAGAAGUACUAAAAUUUGUCUUCAUGGCAUGGGGAAAAAUGCAUAAAACACGUCAUAUGUGA
Cylicocyclus nassatus is the source of this 2039-nucleotide messenger RNA. The record is from the annotation of a GenBank genome assembly. NCBI's taxonomy places the organism in Eukaryota, Metazoa, Nematoda, Chromadorea, Rhabditida, Strongylidae.